Dipodomys ordii (Ord's kangaroo rat) is the source of this 2098-nucleotide messenger RNA. RefSeq names its product homeobox B5 (gene Hoxb5). Gene Ontology annotation, molecular function: DNA-binding transcription factor activity, RNA polymerase II-specific; RNA polymerase II cis-regulatory region sequence-specific DNA binding. The transcript has 2 exons. Gene Ontology annotation, cellular component: nucleus. Bases 293 to 1102 code for a protein of 269 amino acids. Gene Ontology annotation, biological process: regulation of transcription by RNA polymerase II; anterior/posterior pattern specification. Lineage: Eukaryota; Metazoa; Chordata; Mammalia; Rodentia; Heteromyidae. The record is from RefSeq and is a predicted model, not a curated record.
UCUCGGAGGUUCGCAUUGAAUCGGCCCUAACGAUUCUCGGAUCGUCAUUAUUUGUAACCAUAGAGCAUGAAUUACCUCUUGAGGUCAUCAGCGAGAAUUUACGACUGGUCAACAAAAGCACGUGAUUCCCUAACGCCCCCCCAUCCCCCUUCCAAGCCCCCCCCAUAUUUGGCCGCAUACAUAGCAAAACGAAGUACAGUGCAUCGCUAUAAUUCAUUAAUACAUCAUAAAUCGUGAAGCACAGGGUUAUAACGACCACGAUCCACAAAUCAAGCCCUCCAAAAUCACCCAAAUGAGCUCGUACUUUGUAAACUCCUUCUCGGGGCGUUAUCCAAAUGGCCCGGACUAUCAGUUGCUAAAUUAUGGCAGUGGCAGCUCUCUGAGCGGCUCUUACAGGGAUCCCGCUGCCAUGCACACCGGCUCUUACGGCUACAAUUACAAUGGGAUGGACCUCAGCGUCAACCGCUCCUCGGCCUCCUCCAGCCACUUUGGGGCGGUGGGCGAGAGCUCGCGCGCCUUCCCCGCGCCCGCCCAGGAGCCCCGCUUCAGGCAGGCGGCGUCGAGCUGCUCCCUGUCCUCGCCCGAGUCCCUGCCCUGCACCAACGGCGACAGCCACGGCGCCAAGCCCUCUGCUUCGUCCCCUUCCGACCAGGCGACCCCAGCCAGUUCCAGCGCCAAUUUCACCGAAAUAGACGAGGCCAGCGCGUCCUCCGAGCCCGAGGAAGCCCCGAGCCAGCUAAGCAGUCCGAGCCUAGCUCGGGCACAGCCAGAGCCCAUGGCCACCUCCACAGCCGCGCCCGAGGGGCAGACUCCGCAGAUAUUUCCCUGGAUGAGGAAGCUCCACAUCAGCCAUGAUAUGACCGGGCCGGAUGGGAAAAGGGCCCGGACCGCGUACACCCGCUACCAGACCCUGGAGCUGGAGAAGGAAUUCCACUUCAAUCGCUACCUGACCCGGCGGCGGCGCAUCGAGAUCGCCCACGCGCUCUGCCUGUCCGAGCGCCAGAUCAAGAUCUGGUUCCAGAACAGGCGUAUGAAGUGGAAGAAAGACAACAAACUGAAAAGUAUGAGCCUGGCUACAGCCGGUAGCGCCUUCCAGCCCUGAGCCCGCCCAAAGGAGCCCUGGGUGGCCCAAGAGCCCGCGCCACCCCCACCCCCACCCCAGCCCCAGCCCCUCCAAUCUUCCCUGCCCGGCCGCUGUGCGCUGGGGACCGGUUGCCAUGAGCCUGCCUCGCCCCAGCCUUGUGUUAAGAUAUUUCGUUUGGUCUUAGGUCUUCCUGUGGCUCCCUCUCUCCUGGACUGGUUAUCUUGUUAUUAUUGUUAAUAAUAAUAAUAAUUCUUAUUAUUUUUUUCCCUUCAUGCUCCCCAUUCCCCUCUGCUCACCCCCCAAAUCCACCAGUGUUUCUGAAUGUUUGUGUCUGUGGUUGCACUGUUUUCCCCAGGAUAAAAAAAAAAAAAGAAAUUCGCAUGUUUAAUGUGAACUUUCCCCCUUCCCCCUCUGUGUUCUAACUUAUUUAUAAAAAGGAUGAUUGCUGCAUUUUGAGUUUCAGCUGGAAACUUCUCUAAAGGGUGGCAGUUGAGGUGGUGGAGUCGUGUGGGCAAUGCUAAUAGAAGCCCAGCUGAGCUGGCCUCUGUAUCUCUUUUCACCUUUCGCCUUCCGCCUCCCUCCCCACUUCUUAGGCCUAAAUCUCCCCUUGGCUUGGUCUUGGAGUGGGUCCUGGGGUGAGGGAGAUCCAAAGGGGUGAUGUUGAGAAGAGAGAAGGAAAAUAGUGAGAUUUAAGCUCCUGCUGCCUGGUAGGCCCCACAAGGCCUGGUCUUGGGAGAGUAUGGAAACAAACAAUCCUCAGUGUAAAAUGUCUGGUGUUUAUCUCUGUGCAUCUGUGGGUCUGCCUAGAGGACCCAAAGCUUGUAAAUAUGGGACUGAGUCUGGGUCAGACCCAUCGCUUCUUCCCCACCAUUUUGCUUCCAAGACCAUUUGUAGUGAGUGAGUGGAUGCCGUGCUUCGUGUGAAAUCUGUCUUUGCCAGGCCUGUCUCAGUGAUUCGCUUCUGGUAUUUGUUUGUAGCUUUCCUUGAAGUCAAAUAAAUGUUUCCCCCACUCCA